AUGACCACUCGUCAUGAACUUUGUCUUGAAGAAAAAAUUAAUUUAAUAAGAGAAAAAGAACAAGGUUUAUCUCACCGUGAACUCAGUGAAAAAUUUGAAAUAUCUCUUGGUGCAGUCUCCAACAUAUUGAAACGCAAGUGUGAAUAUACCAAUGAUUAUGAAACAAAUUGUAAUAAAAAACUUAAAAGAAAACUAAAAGAUGAUUUACGUCAAGAAAUAAAUGAUAACGUGUACGAGUGGUUUGUUGCACAACGAGCGAAGAACAUACCUAUAUCGGGUCCUAUACUUCAAGAGUAUGCUCGAGAAAUUGGUAAAAAAUUGGAUCAUUCAAAUGAAUUUAAAGCAAGCAACGGGUGGCUUGAUAGAUUUAGGACCCGCUACAAUAUAAAUUUUAGAAUUAUUUCUGGUGAAAGUAGAUCAAUUGAUGAAGAUACAAUAAUUGAUUGGAAAUCUCGAUUGUCGAACAUUAUUGAAGAUUAUGACCCUCAUGAUGUGUUUAAUUGUGAUGAAACCGCCUUGUUCUACAAAUUAAUGCCUGAUAAAUCAUUAGUUGUGGACAAAAAUGAUUGUAAAGGCGGGAAAAAAUCCAAAGAACGAUACACCGUGAUGUUAUGUACUAAUUGGACCGGAAGUGAAAAGUUAAAACCUGUUGUUAUAGGUAAAGCGAAUAGGCCAAGAUGUUUUAAAAAUAUUGACAUAAAGAAAUUGCCGGUCUUAUGGUGCAGCAAUCGUAAUUCAUGGAUGACAUGUAAAAUUUUUACUGAAUGUGCUGGUGUAGCUGCUAAAGCUGAUGAUAUUAAUGUUACUGCUUUAGAUGCAGUUUAUUGGAUUCAAAAUACAUGGGAUGCAGUAACUGAAACAACAAUAAGAAACACAUUAUACAGUAACUGA
Messenger RNA from Rotaria sordida, 891 nucleotides. Lineage: Eukaryota; Metazoa; Rotifera; Eurotatoria; Philodinida; Philodinidae. The record is from the annotation of a GenBank genome assembly.